Molecule: messenger RNA, 2876 nt
Organism: Cynoglossus semilaevis (tongue sole)
Lineage: Eukaryota; Metazoa; Chordata; Actinopteri; Pleuronectiformes; Cynoglossidae
Gene: stx5a
Product: syntaxin 5A
Exons: 12
Coding region: 324-1313 (329 amino acids)
Biological process (GO): intracellular protein transport; vesicle fusion; endoplasmic reticulum to Golgi vesicle-mediated transport
Cellular component (GO): SNARE complex; endomembrane system; Golgi membrane
Molecular function (GO): SNARE binding; SNAP receptor activity
Source: RefSeq, a predicted model, not a curated record
CGCCCUUCAAUACAGCCUAAAGAAAAAGAAGAAUACGUCGAAAGUAGACGUGGCAAUGACGUCAGUGCCGGAAAUUACCCGGAUCAGAACUUUAACUCCUACGUUGAUUAGUUUUCUGCCAUCAGGAGCUGGUGAAAGAUGUUAUAAUGUCUAGUCAAACAUGUGUGUAUAUAUGCCGAUGAAGGAUACCCCACCUUGGAUGUAAGUUUAACAUACCAGCGGGAAAUCUACAGUAUCGAUACAUCCGACAGACUAAAGGGGGACCCAGCGCUCCCCGGUUGUUUGUGUUGUUCUAGCGGGCCAAAGACUCUUCAAUAGGCAGGAUGACGUGCCGUGACCGGACCCAUGAGUUUCAAUCCGCCUGUAAAUCUCUCCAGGGCAGACAGAAUGGAGUCCAGCCCAGUAAACCAGCCCUCAAUGCUCUCAAGCAGCGCAGUGACUUCACAGUUAUGGCUAAGAGAAUUGGGAAAGACCUAAGCAACACAUUUGCCAAGCUGGAAAAGCUCACUAUUUUGGCAAAAAGAAAAUCCCUUUUUGAUGACAAGGCAGUGGAGAUUGAGGAGCUAACUUAUAUCAUAAAACAGGACAUAAACAGUUUAAACAAACAGAUAGCUCAACUGCAGGACCUGGUGAGGACCCGUGGAGCUCCUGGAGGCAGACACAUCCAGACACACUCAAACACUAUAGUAGUGUCUUUACAGUCUAAACUGGCAUCAAUGUCCAAUGACUUCAAGUCAGUUCUAGAAGUCAGAACAGAGAAUCUGAAGCAGCAGCGCAGCAGGAGAGAGCAGUUCUCUCAGCCCCCUGUCGCAACCUCUCCUCUGAUGGCCAACAACUUCAGGAGCCGCAAAAAAGGGGCCCAGGAGCCGCAUGCAGCUCGUGAGCCGCGCAUUGACUACCAGGGCUAUACCACCUCAGAUUUAAAAGAGAGUUCAGUGCUGAUGCAGGAUGAGUCCAGGAGUCUCGGGGACGUGGCCAUCGACAUGGACUCUCAGACCAACCCCCUGCAGCUGCAGCUCAUCGAUGAGCAGGACUCGUACAUCCAGAGCCGUGCAGACACCAUGCAGAACAUAGAGAGUACCAUUGUGGAACUGGGUUCUAUAUUCCAGCAGUUAGCACACAUGGUUAAAGAGCAGGAAGAGACGAUUCAAAGGAUUGAUGCAAACGUGGAGGACACUCAGUUGAACGUGGAGGCUGCCCACUCAGAGAUCCUCAAGUAUUUCCAGUCCGUCUCCUCCAACCGCUGGCUGAUGAUCAAGAUAUUUCUUGUCCUCAUCGUAUUCUUCAUUGUCUUCGUCAUCUUUUUCGCCUGAGGAAAGGAGAGCCAUCCAAACAAAGCAGAACGGGAUGAGGGAAUGGGAAUAUUACAAUUUACAUUGGACUGAGACAAUGUGUCCAAGCAUUAUAUUUAAAGGACAGGCAUUUCUGUCAAAGAGACGGUUAAAUGGAAGCUCGGGAACCACUCGGAUCUUUAUUGACUUGUUGGGUUUUUAUUAAGCCACAGACUCUUGGUCUUAAUUGAAUGAAGAUGCACAGAAGAAAGAAGAUGUUAAACUUCGUUCCAAGAAGAAAAACCAAUUAUAUAGAUUUCCAACUUUGUACAGAGAGAGCAGAAAACUGCUCUUUAUUGACCAAUUAUUCAUAAACAUUUAAUCAAAGUGUCUAUAAUUUAAUGGUUUGGUUCUGCAAACUGGCUUUUUAAUUCAGAUUUUCUUUUUUCUUCCUUUUUGCCACGUGUGAUUAGCAUUAUGGUUUAAACCAAGCCAAACAGGAUGAUAUUUGUUUGCUUCUUAGUUCAACUGCUUUUUAUCCAGUGUCCCAUUUUCUCCCCGGCACAUCUUCACUAAACGUGACUUAGUGAUGAUGUAAAAUAUUUGUUUUAUUCUCUACAUUUUUUCUGUUUGCCAAAUACUAAUGCUAAAUGAAUUAACACAGUACAAAAGGAUUGGCUGUGAUUCUGGUACUUUUUUCUUCAUAUAGUCUGGGUCGAGCUAUGAAGCCUGGUGUUAAUUCAGAACAGAGCUUUACCAUUAUGUUAAAACACACAAAGCUAACAUCUAAUAUCUCUGGAGUCCAGCCAUAAGGCAGGCAGGUUGAGCAAGUGCCACAGAAAGACGACCAUUGGAAACAGGACCAGGACACCUAAGUUAUCCAUUCAGCUGACUCCCUUGAAGUUUCUCAUGUGGGGUCACUAUAAAAGCCAUUUCCCUUUUUUUCUCAUGUACAGGGAAUAAUUUAAGUAAUCACAUCUUUUUAAGGAGAGUGAACUUUAUUUCUAGGUUUACUCCCUGUUUGUUCUUUUAGCCAAAUGCCUUGACUUUGAUCUGUAAAGUGCAAAUAGUAAUAAUGACAAGGCAGUGCAUAGUUAUGAUACUGUAAGUGGUGUAGGCAUUUAUUGUAGAGAUGUAUUCACAAUAUAAUUGGAUUGUUAGCAGUGAUUAUAAUUGAGCACAUGGAGGCAGAAUGGCAGUUAACAGGGCGAUGUUGCAGUUUAUAUUUCAGCACCACCUCAGUGUGGACAGGGUUCUUAAAAUCCUUAAAUGUGACUCAGUUCUAGUGCUGCUGAAAUGCAAUGAAACUGCAUUCUGUGGCAUCAAAAAGCUGUCCGACAGAGAUGUUCACAUAGUAAUAACAGUAAUGAAAGCUUGUCCUCCACACACCUGUGUUACAAUUACAACUGUAAAAGUGCUGGAAACUGUGAACUGACCUUCAAAGCGCUGGAUUCUGAUGGAGAAAAAAAGUAUAUGAAACCUGUAAAAAGACUAAAUAUUUAUUUUUGCUGCUGUUCAUUUUUUUUUAUGUUACAGACCCCAGAAAGAAUCAUAUAUAUAAACAUUUUCACUGUCAAACUACAAUAAACAACGGGAUUUCCUUUA